GAGAGAGAGAGAGAGGAAAAUGAUUAAUCUGUCAAAGGCGAAUUUGUGUUGGAGAUGAGAGAGUGUUCUGACUUUCAGUCGAGCGUAACGAAGCCCGCACUCACGCGCAAUUGAUGCACAGGAAUUUGAUGCACCACCGCCGCCAUCAUAGCAGGUGGUGCUUGUAUAAUCGUCCAGGCUCUUGAUGCUCGUCGCUGAUCUGCGCGUCGUUUCAGCACCGGACAGCGACCGAGAGCGUCGGCCACUGAACACACCGAGGGAAUCCUGAGGCGGGUCGCUCCGACCCUCGCUUGGCUCGGGGCAAUGCGCGGCUAGAUGACUUCACUACAUCAACAAGCACCGCGGUAUCCUGGACUAAUAUAGCAGCAGCACACACACACACACACACAAACACAGACCCUCCUCUCCUCUCCUCUCCUCCUCUCCUCCUAUCUUCUCCCCUCCUCCUCCUCUCCACUCUUCUCUCUCCAUUCGCUGAUCCCGAGUCCCUCCGUCCAAAGGCACCAUGGGAAACCGUGGCAUGGAGGAUCUGAUCCCGCUGGUCAACAAGCUGCAGGAUGCCUUCAGCUCCAUCGGUCAGGCCUGCAACCUGGACCUGCCGCAGAUCGCGGUGGUCGGCGGCCAGAGCGCAGGGAAGAGCUCGGUGCUGGAGAACUUUGUCGGCAGGGACUUUCUACCCCGUGGAUCUGGUAUUGUCACCCGCAGGCCUCUGGUUCUGCAGCUUAUCAGUGCCACUGCAGAAUGGGCAGAAUUUCUCCACUGCAAAGGGAAGAAGUUCACAGACUUCGACGAGGUUCGCCAGGAGAUCGAGGGGGAAACGGACCGCAUCACUGGAGCUAACAAAGGCAUAUCUCCCGUCCCCAUCAACCUGCGGGUUUAUUCCCCACAUGUACUGAACCUGACUCUCAUCGAUCUACCGGGGAUCACCAAGGUGCCAGUCGGAGACCAGCCCGUUGACAUCGAGCAGCAGAUCCGGGACAUGAUCAUGCAAUUCAUCACCAGAGAGAGCUGCUUGAUCCUCGCCGUCACGCCGGCGAACACUGACCUGGCCAAUUCUGACGCUCUGAAACUGGCAAAAGACGUCGAUCCCCAGGGAAUGAGGACUAUAGGAGUGAUCACCAAACUGGAUUUGAUGGAUGAAGGUACAGACGCCCGAGAUGUGCUGGAAAACAAGCUGCUGCCGCUGCGAAGAGGUUAUAUCGGAGUGGUGAAUCGCAGUCAGAAGGACAUCGAUGGGAGGAAAGACAUCAAGGCGGCGUUGGAUGCGGAGAGGAAGUUCUUUUUAUCCCACCCGUCUUACAGACACAUGGCUGAUAAAAUGGGUACCCCACGUCUGCAGAGAGUCCUCAACCAGGAACUGACCAACCACAUCCGGGACACGCUGCCAGCUUUCCGCAGCAAGCUGCAAUCCCAGCUGUUGGCUUUGGACAAGGAAGCUGAGGAAUACCGGGGAUACCGACCUGAUGACCCGUCUCGCAAAACCAAGCAGCUGUUGCAGAUGGUGCAGCAAUUCUCUGUGGACUUUGAGAAGAGGAUUGAGGGUUCAGGGGACCAGGUGGACACAGUGGAACUGUCCGGUGGAGCCAAAAUCAACCGCAUCUUCCACGAGCGUUUCCCCUUUGAACUGGUCAAGAUGGAGUGUGAUGAGAAGGAGAUGCGGCGCGAGAUCAGUUACGCUAUCAAGAACAUCCAUGGUAUCAGGACUGGACUUUUCACCCCCGACAUGGCAUUUGAGGCCAUCGUGAAGAAGCAGAUCAUUAAGCUGAAGGAGCCCUGCAUCAAGUGUGUGGACAUGGUCAUCCAAGAGCUGAUUAACACUGUGCGCCAGUGCUCCAACAAGCUGGACUGUUUUCCAAGGCUGCGAGAGGAAACCGAGAGAAUCGUUACCUCUCAUAUCCGAGACAGAGAGAGCCGGGCCAAGGACCAGAUCCUGCUGUUAAUCGAUGUCCAGCUUUCAUACGUCAACACGAACCAUGAGGACUUCAUCGGCUUUGCUAAUGCGCAGCAGAGGAGCAGUCAGACAAAUAAGAGCCAGAGUUCGGCAGGAAAUCAGGUCAUACGUAAAGGCUGGUUGACGAUCAACAACAUCAGCAUCAUGAAGGGAGGAGCCAAGGAGUACUGGUUUGUGCUGACUGCUGAGACCCUCUCCUGGUUCAAGGAUGAUGAAGAGAAGGAAAAGAAAUACAUGCUCCCCCUGGACAACCUGAAGGUCCGCGAUGUGGAGAAGAGCUUCAUGUCCAGCAAGCACAUAUUCUGCAUUUUCAACACGGAGUCGAGGAAUGUGUACAAGGACAAUCGCACCCUGGAGUUGGCCUGUGACUCUCAGGAUGAUGUGGACAGCUGGAAAUCUUCUCUCCUUCGGGCUGGAGUCUAUCCUGAGAAGAUUGCCACGGUUGAGAGUGAGACCACCACCACUUCAGAUAACUUCUCCAUGGAUCCACAACUUGAACGUAAAGUGGAAACCAUUCGUAACCUGGUGGACUCCUACAUGGCUAUUGUCAACAAGUGCAUCCGGGACCUCAUGCCCAAGACCAUUAUGCAUCUCAUGAUCAACAAUGUGAAGGAGUUUAUCAAUGCAGAGCUAUUGGCCCAGCUGUACUCUGCAGGUGACCAAAAUGCCCUGAUGGACGAGUCCCAGGAGCAGGCCCAGAGGAGGGAUGAGGUGUUGAGGACCCACCAAGCUCUGAAGGAGGCGUUGGCCAUCAUUGGUGACAUCUCCACCUCCACUAUCACUGUUCCCGUGCCUCCGCCUGUUGACACAUCUUGGGUGGCAGGAUCCACCGGUGGUCGCAGGUCUCCUCCACCCAGUCCCACUGCCCCUAGGAGGAUGUCUUCAGGCCAGCGCCCGGCUCCCCGAGGGGCCCCACCACCACCAAAUCGCCCAGGACCACUUGGGCCGUUCAAUAACACUGCUGACAGCCCACAGGCUCCCAGCCGUCCAAACAGGGCCCCUCCUAGCAUCCCCAGCCGGCGGCCUCCUCCUUCUCCCACACGACAAGCCCCGCCAUAAUCAUCCAAAGAGGAUUCCUCACCUUCCCUCUCUCCCUCCCUCCUUUAUUCACUCCAUCCCUACUCUCUUAGCCAUGGCUCUGCUGACCUUGUUGUCUUCUUAGUGCAGACACUGAAGUCUUUGACCCCUUUUGACCCUCAAUUUCCUGCCAGGUGAAGAUGUCCAUAUAUCUAUGUACAGUAUGGUACUUGUCUUGUGGUGUAUGUAUCUGUGCGCUUGUUGCUCGCUUGUGGUCCAGGUUUGCUUCGCAGAUCCACUACCCAUCAGUCCCUGGGACCGCUUCACCCCCACAGACCCCCUCAGCACCUCCUCCUCCACCACCACCACCACUUGCUGCUUCUACAUAAAAAACGCUCAGCAGUCGUACUGCCCUACUCAUUCCAAAAUGCAGCAUGGCACAUAAGCUGCUUUUUUGCAUGGGAGUGUGUGUGGAUUUAGAGUGUGUGUGUGUGUGUGUGUGUGUGUGUGUGUGUGUAUUCAGGGAGGGACUAAUUUGCCUAUAUGUAGGCUGAAUUUCAUUUAGUAUUGUAUUUAUUUAUUGUAUAAUAACCCCGCCCCCUACACACACACAUUAGGUGUUAAUUGGUGUGUGUGUAUGUGCGUGUUUGAGUGUGAGUAAUGUUGUGUCCGUGUGUCAGAGUGUGCGAGGACACGUGUGUGCAUGUGCCGUCUGUCUGCACGUUUGUUGGCGUUUCACUUAUAUUUGUUUUCAUGUUCAAAGCUGUUAACGAUGAAUCAUAAAAACCCCCGGGGGUAAAUUUAAUGUUGGACUUUUGUGAGUUGUUCCUGUGUUGUAGUAGCAGCCAUACACACUUAGCAAGGCUGAGGAGCCCCUUUAGUAUUCUCUAUAUGGAAACAUUAGCCACAAUAACACAUCAUUUAACCUCGUCAUAGGUGUCCACCUGUGUUGUAUCAGUGGUCAACUUAAAAACCCAUGCAGCCUUAUGCUCCGAUCUGGAUGCUGACUGCUGAGAUGGAACUUGCCACUUUAAAAAGACACACACACACACACACACACACGCUUAUGACUUAAUGUGGCAAAACACCAAACACUAUCCACAGAUGAACAUGCGUUAUAUGUUUCCAUUUAGCCUUUCUCAGGUCUGAAACACACUCAACUCCAUGUCCAUCACAAACUACCAGUCUUUCUCUUUCCUCGACUCUUCUCAUUUCCCUCCACCAAAAGCCAGACAGUCAGUCAGCAUAUGCAUCAGAGCGUAAGGUGGUGUCAUCAUUGUUCAAGUGCUUCUCUGUCAGGUUGUUAUUGUGUACGUGGGCCCAAACCGUGUUCUGAUGUAUAUAGACGAUAAGGAGAUACUGUACCUGUGGACUAUAAAGACCUAAUCAAAGAUCCUAGCGCUUUAAUCGUUCUCCGUCUCUAUUCACUCAAUGCUCUCUUCUCUCUUUAGACUGCCUUACUGGCAUGAAUUACAAUUCUGUAUUGCCAAAGCUAAAUGUAGAAAGAGAAUUGUGAAUUUGAAGAAAAUAAUGCUUAAGACUAACAAUGACAUGGUUCCAGGUGUAAUAAGAUGGUAUUAUUUAGCAGAGGGCAUCAGGUUUAACUGGGGAAUUGCAUCAGUUGUUAUUUUAUGUGUCUCUGUAUCACUCCCCAAUAAACUUCUUCCUCAUAAUGUCA
Messenger RNA from Solea senegalensis (Senegalese sole), 4646 nucleotides. It is a transcript of the gene dnm3b, whose product is annotated as dynamin 3b. NCBI's taxonomy places the organism in Eukaryota, Metazoa, Chordata, Actinopteri, Pleuronectiformes, Soleidae. The transcript is spliced from 21 exons. The record is from RefSeq and is a predicted model, not a curated record. Bases 506 to 3010 code for a protein of 834 amino acids. Gene Ontology annotation, cellular component: membrane; microtubule; cytoplasm. Gene Ontology annotation, molecular function: GTP binding; GTPase activity; microtubule binding.